ACAGCAACUUGAUCACAUGCAGGAAAUGCAGCAGAUCCACAAGUCUCAUCUGCAGAAGAGGUUUCAGUGUCUGAUUGAGGGCAGCAUAGAGCAGGGAAACUCCACAGAACUGAAUAAGGUCUACACAGAUCUCUACAUCACAGAGGGGGGGAGGGGAGAGGUCAAUGAUGAACACGAGGUCAGACAGAUAGAGAGAGCAUCCUGGAGAGAAGUAGAACUAGGCAGACCAAUCAAAUGCAGAGACAUCUUUAAACCUGGAUCUGGACAAGACAAACCCAUCAGAUCAGUGCUGACUAAGGGAGUGGCUGGCAUUGGAAAAACGGUCUCUGUGCAGAAGUUCAUUCUGGACUGGGCUGAAGGGAAAGCCAAUCAGGAUGUCCACUUCAUAUUUCCCUUUCUUUUCCGGGAGCUGAACCUGAUGAAGGAGAAGAAACUCAGUCUGGUGGGUCUUAUCCAGCAAUUUUACCCAAAGAUAAAAGCAGAAGAAAUACUCAGCAGUUCAAAGCACAGAGUAAUGUUCAUCUUUGAUGGUCUGGAUGAGUGUCGAUUUCCUCUGCAGUUCAACCACACCUCAAAGUGUUGUGAUGUGACAGAGCAGGUCUCAGUCGACAUGUUGCUGACAAACCUCAUCCAGGGGAAUCUGCUUCCCUCUGCUCUCAUCUGGAUCACCACCCGACCAGCAGCAGCCAGUCAGAUCCCUCAUGAGUGUGUGAACCAGGUGACAGAAAUUAGGGGAUUCAACAAUCCACAGAAAGAGGAGUACUUUGGGAAGAGAAUCCAUGAUGAGAAUCUGGCCAGCAGAGUCAUCAGACACCUGAAGUCAUCCAGGAGCCUCUACAUCAUGUGCCACAUUCCAGUCUUCUGCUGGAUUGCAGCCAUUGUUGCAGAGAGAACAUCAGAAGAAUCAGACAAAGCUGAAAUGCCAAGGACUAUGACUCAAAUGUACAGCCGCUUUCUCAUCAUUCAGACCUGCAUUAAAAAGGGCAAGUACACAAAGAGGAAAGAGACAGAAGAAGAGAUCAUUUUCAAACUGGGGAAACUGGCCUUUCAGCAGCUGGAGAAGGGCAACCUGAUCUUCUAUGAGGAAGACCUGAGAGAGGCUGGCAUUGAUAUCACAGAAGCGUCAGUAUACUCAGGAGUGUGUACUCAGAUCUUCAGAGAGGAGAAGGAUGUUUACCAGGGAAGAGUGUUCAGCUUUGUGCAUCUGAGCAUCCAGGAGUUCCUGGCAGCAUUAUAUGUGUUUCUCUGCUUCAGCAACAGAGACAGAAACAUGUCUGACCAACAGCAAAACUCUCAGCUUUCCGAUCUGUUCAGAGAUGCAACACUUCAUGACCUGCACAAGACUGUGGUGUCCCAGUCUAGCAGCUGA
Engraulis encrasicolus (European anchovy) is the source of this 1369-nucleotide messenger RNA. Its product is annotated as protein NLRC3-like. Lineage: Eukaryota; Metazoa; Chordata; Actinopteri; Clupeiformes; Engraulidae. Bases 17 to 1369 code for a protein of 450 amino acids. The transcript has 2 exons. Gene Ontology annotation, biological process: intracellular signal transduction. The record is from RefSeq and is a predicted model, not a curated record.